AUGCCCGCGGAGGCCGAGCGACCCAACGUCGCCUGCGACGCCUGCGCGUGCGGGCAGCUCGCCAAUAAAGACGUGGAGGACGCGGGCCCCCCGGAGUACGACGACUUCGCCUGGCAGCCGCUGUUCGAGCAGGCGUUGCCCGUGGACGUGCCGUGGACCCGGCUGCCCGAGCUAGAGAGCGGAGUCAAGGUCAUGUCGCUGCAGGCGCCGGCCGGCGGCGCGCGCGAGGUCGUCAGCGUGGAGCCGUGGGUGCUUCGACGGCUCGCGGAGCGGGCCAUCGGCGACGUCGAGCAUUACCUGCGGCCCGGUCACUUGGCGCAGCUGGCCAAGAUCGUGUCCGACCCCGAGGCGUCCGACAACGACAAGUUCACCGCCCAGAACUUGUUGCAGAACGCCGUGAUCGCUGCAAGGGGUGUCCUGCCAGGUUGUCAGGAUACUGGUACUGCGAUCAUUUUGGGCAAGAAGGGUCAGUUCGUCUGGACGGACGAAGAAGACGAGAAACAUUUGUCCCAUGGCGUUUACGAUGCAUACACCAAGCGUAAUCUGCGGUACUCGCAGGUCUCGCCCGUCUCCAUGUUUGCAGAGAAGAACACAAAGUGUAAUUUGCCUGCCCAGCUCGACUUAUACGCCGUGAAGGGAAACGAGUACAAGUUCAUGUUCAUGGCAAAGGGCGGUGGCUCUGCCAACAAGACCUACCUGUAUCAGCAGACGAAGGCGCUGCUAAACCCAAAGAAGUUGGAGGAGUUCAUCGCUGAGAAGGUGGUCACCCUCGGCACUUCGGCCUGCCCGCCGUACCACCUGGCCAUCGUGAUCGGCGGCCUCUCGGCGGAGCUGUGCCUCAAGACGGUGAAGCUCGCGUCUGCGCGCUAUCUUGACGAUUUGCCCACCACUGGCAACGAGCACGGGCGCGCAUACCGUGACAUCAAGUGGGAGGAGAAGGUUCUGACGAUGUGCCAUGGACUUGGCAUUGGGGCUCAAUUCGGCGGCAAGUACUUCGUGCACGACGUGAGAGUGGUCCGCUUGCCGCGCCACGGUGCGUCGUGUCCAGUGGGCAUCGGUGUGUCCUGCAGCGCGGAUAGGCAGGUCCUGGCCAAGAUCACGGACCACGGCGUCUUCAUCGAGGAGCUGGAGAAGAACCCGGGGCGCUUCCUCACCAGCGAACCCUCGGCUGGACUUUCGACCUCCGCGGAGUCGGUGAGCAUCAGCUUGAAUCAACCGAUGCAGGGCAUCCUCGGUGUCCUCACACGGUUCCCGAUCAAGACCCGAUUGUCACUGACUGGUCCCAUUAUUGUCGCGCGAGAUAUCGCGCACGCGAAGUUGGCCGAGCGCCUCGAGACACAAGGGAUCUUGCCCGACUACAUGGCGGCUCACGUGAUCUACUACGCAGGCCCAGCAAAGACGCCAGCGGGGUACGCGAGUGGCAGCUUCGGCCCCACCACCGCAGGCCGCAUGGACACAUACGUGCCCCUGUUCCAGGAGCGAGGCUACUCGAUGGUCACGCUGGCCAAAGGCAACCGCGCCAAAGGCGUCACGGAUUCUUGCCAUAAGCAUGGCGGAUUCUACCUUGGGAGUGUCGGGGGCGCAGCGGCCAAUCUCGCGGAGAACGCGAUCAAGAAGGUAGAGGUUGUGGAGUACGAAGAGUUGGGCAUGGAGGCGGUGUGGCGCAUCGAGGUCGAGGAUUUCCCUGCUUUCAUUGUCGUGGACGACAAAGGCAACGACUUCUUCGCCGAAUGGAAGAUGUGA
Prorocentrum cordatum is the source of this 1743-nucleotide messenger RNA. NCBI's taxonomy places the organism in Eukaryota, Dinophyceae, Prorocentrales, Prorocentraceae. The record is from the annotation of a GenBank genome assembly.